Messenger RNA from Lolium perenne, 1347 nucleotides. The record is from RefSeq and is a predicted model, not a curated record. Lineage: Eukaryota; Viridiplantae; Streptophyta; Magnoliopsida; Poales; Poaceae.
AUGGAAAGGGCAAUGGAAGGAGCACUGGGAAGGAGCACUGGGAAGGCUAGUAGCUCGAGAAAACCUGGCCCGUCGUGGGAAAUAAAGAUGGAAACCACCAUGAAGAGGAUGAUGCAGGAUUUUAAGAGGGAGAUAAUGGAAGAACUACCAGAGAGAUGCGCGAAGGAUGUUGUCAAAUUAUUAAACAAAUCAGGUGUUAGGUACAAGCCAUUCGCGGAAACACUUUCAGAUCAGUAUUGUUAUGACGAAGGCUGCGGAUCUUACCUCAACGGAGUACCUGAACGGAAAGAAUUUGUUUACGACAGAAAAAGUGACACCCGGAGUGUGUCAUUACCUAAAGAAGAUGUUGACAAGGUGUCGAAAGAGGACAAUAAAGAAGAGGAUUACAUAACACCUGCAAGGACCAAGUGUGACUUCUUAGGGGAUGGCACGCCAGACAAUCCAUGGCAAAUUGCUGAAGAUUUUAAGGAGGCCUCUUCAUCGGAGGUGCCAUCAAAUAUUUUUGAACCUGCCCUCAAAAAUAUGAACAAAGAAGACGAACACAAAGAGGGUGCCUCAGAAGGAUCAAAAAGUGUCAACAGUGCAACCGGGAAGAAUGAAGAUCUACUCCGUCCAGCAAUGAUGUUGAAAUUCCGCAAGACUCUACUCGCCUUAACAACUGAACACAUUGCAGCAGCAGAGAUUUUUGUUCAACUCUGUUGCAAGAGUGAGGUUAUCGAUGCUUACAUUGGAGAUUUGUCUCGUCGUGUUGGGGAUGAUCGGUACUUAUGUGCAGCGUGGAGGUCAUCAUUCCUGAUAGAAGCACAUCGCAAGGGCCACAAAAUAAAAAAUAAUAAUAAGAACGAUGAUCACCUAGCUGUAAGAACUGGAAGCAUUCAACGAGUUAUCGACGAAUAUUUUAGGCGGGACAAGGCAUAUUUUCCAGUUAACAUAUCGAACAAUCACUGGACUACCGUGAUCAUGCACACACCAAAGCAAGAAUUCCAAGUUCUUGACUCAUUAUUUCCAUUAAGUGUGACCAUAGACACUGUCAGGGCUCUGAGACAACAAAUUUCUGCUGACAUCCAAGAGUACAACAAAUCUACAUCUGGAUUUUUCCCUGAUGUGAUAUCUUGGAAUAUAAAAUCAUACGAUAUGCCGCAGCAAAAAGAUGGCAAUUCAUGUGGCUUAUUUGUUCUUCAAUGCAUGGAACAUUGGGAUGGAGAUAAAUGGAAUAAAGAAAUAUCACAGGAGAUGAUAAACGGAUCAAGGAACCUCAUUAACGCACAGAUAGUUCUAGCAACUUCAAAUCUGUUAGAGACGGUGAAAACGAAGGUUGUCCGGAUCUCCAAGAGAUUUACUAAGUAG